AUGAAACACGGGCGCCGCAGCGUUCGCCGCUGCCGCACCUUCCCACCACGGCUGCCAGACAACGACGACAUCCUCGCCGAGAUCCUUCUCCGCCUCCCGCCACAGCCCUCCACCCUGCCCCGUGCCAGCCUCGUCUGCAGGCAGUGGCACCACAUCGUCACUGACCCCAAUUUCGUAAGCCGUUUUCGCACCCACCAUGGGACACCACCCAUCCUUGGCUACUUCCACCCCUCUGGCGGGUUCGUCAAUGCCCAGGAGCCUCUGAACCGUGUCCCAACCUCGCACUUCUCCCUACGCCGAUGGUGCCGUCGGGGGAAUUGGUCACUGAUCGGCAGCCGCCAUGGACUUGUCUUGUACGGAGUCUGGGACAGAUUCGCAUUCGUCAUCCUUGAGUUCAUGGUGGUUGACCCAAUGACUGGGGACCGGAGCCGCAUAGUCAACCCACAUGCUCACUCCAUGACCACGCUUGUCACCGCGGUGGUGGUCUCUCCUGCAGGUGGCAUUGACCGCCGCUCGUUUCACCUGGUCAUGCUCUUCUCCCAUGACUACCAGCCAAGAGUGACCGCAUCUGUUUACUCAUCGGAAUCUGGUGUCUGGAGUGCCUCCGUCGCAACGUUGGUUCUUCCACUUUCUUAUUCUUACUUUAUAUAUCAUCCCAGCACCCUUGUCGGUAAUGCCGUUUACUGGCUGCUUUUCGAAGGCCCGAUCAUUCAGUUUGAUUUGGAAAGGCACAGUCUUGUCAUCAUAGAGCAACCCCCGGCUGCCAAUGUUGGAUCUGAUAUGGAGCGUCAUAUAGUGACGGCUGAGGAAGGCCACUUAGGUUUUGCCUUUCUAUCUGAAUUCAGCAUCCAACUCUGGGAGAGGGAGAUAGAGCCUAAUAACACUGCUGAAUGGGUGCUGCACAAAACCAUUCCGCUGGAGAAGGUCCUUUCCAUAGAAUUGAAGCAUGAGCACGUGAAGUGUGUAUGGAUAGCGGGGUUUUCUGAGGAGAGUGAUGUGAUUUUUAUAAACACGCCUUAUGGUGUCUUCACAAUUCACCUCAAGUCGAUGCAGUUCAGGAAGAUUGGGACAUCUCUUUUGCAUCAGUGA
This is a messenger RNA of Panicum hallii, 1089 nucleotides long. RefSeq lists its product as uncharacterized. The coding region runs from base 1 to 1089 and encodes 362 amino acids. Gene Ontology annotation, molecular function: protein binding. NCBI's taxonomy places the organism in Eukaryota, Viridiplantae, Streptophyta, Magnoliopsida, Poales, Poaceae. The transcript has 2 exons. The record is from RefSeq and is a predicted model, not a curated record.